Messenger RNA from Linnemannia hyalina, 2073 nucleotides. NCBI's taxonomy places the organism in Eukaryota, Fungi, Mortierellomycota, Mortierellomycetes, Mortierellales, Mortierellaceae. The record is from the annotation of a GenBank genome assembly.
AUGCGUACACACUGGAGAAUCAAGCCUUACAGUUGUCCAGAGUGCCACCGGAACUUUGUCCGCCAAGAUGCCCUGACGAGACAUUUGCGCCUGGAUUUCGGCCAUAAUCGGUGUAGUGGAUACCCCGGUCCCUUGCCUGGAAACGCAGAACAAGGCGAGAAGGACGGCGAUGACGACGAAGAGGACAUGCUAGAGGAGGACGAGGACUUUCCCGACUUAGAUGCAGAGGAUCAGAACGCAGGGAACGAGACUAAACCGACAUCAAAGAGCUCAACUAGUUCUGCUACAGCCGCUGGAGCCAAGGUAGAUCCAUCACCUGCUCUCCCAUCGCCAAAAUCUCCAACCACCGUCAGCAACAAGGCCAAAGCGGCCUCAACGACCGGAGUAUCUGAGCAGGAAAGGGAGCGUCCUCUUACCAUCAGUACCGCUGCCGCUAACGCAGGUCAUGUCUCUACUGCUACAGCCUCGAGUGCUUCAGCUAUCAAAGAGGCACACCCCACACCUCGAGCCUCGGACUCAACAUCAAAGUUUGACAAGGAGGACCAGGAGCGUAGCCCACAUGCAAGACACUCUUCAAGCGCCACUCCUAUGAGCUUCGUCCACCUUGCCGACCGCCCAGUCGCAGCAUCUGAAGGCGGCAAGGAGGUCUCGGGACAGUCUCACGCACGAUCAUACUCGCAUUCGGCUUAUAACUAUGGCCCUUCAUCUCCACUGACGAUCCAGACCGGCAACAUGCCCAUGCGACCUACGAAGCAUCUGGAGAGGAGAGCAACGGCACCCGUAGUUCGCGAGGGUGAAUCGUGGAUGGGGCAUGCACAGGGACAAGGAUAUACUCAAGAACCCGUUUCAUCGCCCGUGGAUGAGUACCCCCGAGGUAGCCCAGGAUACGGAGGCGGCUACCGUCAUGAAAUAGAUCGUCCUCGCUCAGCAACUCACUUGCCUGCAGACUACCCAACCUCGCCCAAGGAUAUCCGCCGCUCACCUGGCCCUCAGUCAGCACAGGCAGAAUGGCACACCCGAUCUGGUCCGCCCUCUGCACACUGGGGAUGGAGCAACCCACCACCUUCUUCGCAAGACGCUCGUCUCCGCCAUCCAACGUGGUCCUCUUCUUUACCACCCCACCCACAGGAUCCAUCACCAAUGCAGCCUCCUCAUUCUCCGGUCGAGUCUUGGUCAAGAGGCCAUCCUCCACCAUCUCCGCAUGACGACCCCAGAAAGAGCUCGAUCCGGUCCAUGUCUCGCUACGGAAGCUCACCUUACCCCAUCCUUGAACACGGCAGCGGCGGUGCUGAGCGCCAUCAUCGAGGAUCCAGUGGCCCGAUGUCACCAGCGGGUCCUAUGCGGUCGAGUGACCCUUACCGAAGGAGCACGGCGACGGCCGAGAUGGAUCGAGUUGGUUCUUGGAACGAACAACGAUCACGGUCGUUCCAUGGCGCGGAGGGAAUGCAGGAUCCUCGCUCUCGAUAUGAAUCUGCAGGGUCCAAUAUGCCCCCGGCUUCGUCGACUAUGUCGACGGGUCGUUCCCCUGUCGCGGUCGAGGCGGCUGCGUCGUCGUCACUUGUGUCUGAGCGGAGUCACAGUGUGAGUGGUAUGGUUGGAGUCGACAGGAUGUACCCCGCGCCUUCCGUCGGCGGAGGAUCGUUCCACGAGCGGGAACACCCUUCAGGAUCGAUCCCACCCCCUAUCAAGACCUCAGGAGACCCUAAUGGACGAGAUUACAGACCCACAAGAUCGCAAAGCAUGAUGGACUACGAUGCGGCAGCCAUGAGACGCACUCGGUACGCGAGUGAUCCCAAGAUGGUACUUCGGGAAGAGAGACGGUCAGUGUCUCCUCCUGGCCACCGGUUGCCGAUCAUCGACACCAGUCGAUCGUAUGAGGGCAGUGGUCCUCGGUACCCUUACUCUGCUGGUGCCGAGCGACCUCCUGGACUCGCGAUGGAAGGAGGUAGCUACUCUUCCCGCGAGGAGGUAGACGAGAUGCAGGCGCGUCGUCGGGACGAGGGUGGUGUUGGGUAUUAUGACGAGCAUGGUUCUCGGUCUGCCACCUUCCAGCGAGCUCAUCAUGGGUAUUAA